Messenger RNA from Trachymyrmex septentrionalis, 594 nucleotides. RefSeq names its product protein NPC2 homolog. Lineage: Eukaryota; Metazoa; Arthropoda; Insecta; Hymenoptera; Formicidae. The record is from RefSeq and is a predicted model, not a curated record. The transcript has 4 exons. Gene Ontology annotation, molecular function: sterol binding. The coding region runs from base 56 to 526 and encodes 156 amino acids. Gene Ontology annotation, biological process: intracellular cholesterol transport.
AAUUGCAGCAGUAUUCCGUCAUUAGCUGCGCGGAAGUCGUACGAGCAAUAGCAACAUGGUUCGAGUGACGAUUGUCCUAUUCACUUCGCUUUUCUGCACGUCAUGUUGUUUCGCGCCCUGUUUUGCCUUCGAGUUUGAGAAUUGCGGCUCAACAUUAGGUACAUUCACGAACGUAGUAAUCUCCGGAUGUAGUACGUCCGAUGAAAGAUGUAUUUUUGUGCGCGGUACUAAUGCAUCUAUGUCUAUCAGCUUUAUACCUAACAAAGAUAUCUCGAAAAUCGAUGCACGUGUUUACGGUAAAAUAACUGUUUUUCCGAUACCUUUUCCAUUAAGCCAGCCUGAUGUAUGCCAGGAUCCUAAUUCUGGGAUCAAAUGUCCUUUACAUAAGAAUCAAGAAUAUCAUUAUACUACCGCGAUGUUCCUGCAGAAGAGUUUCCCUUCGGUGAAUGUCGAAAUUAAGUGGGAGUUUAUGAAUGAGAACAAAGAAAAAAUAGUAUGCUUAGAAUUUCCAGCCAAAAUUAAGUGAUUCAAAAGAUACAGCAAAUGGAAAAUAUAGAAAAAUAUUGAAGAUUUUAUUUUGAUAGAAAUAUGAAA